AUAGGUAUUUAAGCUACGUCUUCCUUUCUUUAUUACAUUUUUCCUUCCUAGCUGUAUUAAUGCAACCAGUUACCUCCUACUACAAGUCUUUGUAUUCCAAACUACGCCCUUCAUAAUGAAGUUCCUUACCGUCUUAGUGCUAUUUGCAGUUGGUACCCAAGCCGGUAUGAAAUGGUGCCACUGCGACAACGGAGCAAGGGAUCACUUAGUGCAAGACACUCAUAACACAUGCCGUACAGUGCACUCAAAAAUUAUAGAUGACUGGUGCUACACUCAUGCUACUGAGGAAACCUUUAAAAAUGUAGGUUGUAUACUGUGGUCAUCAAACUUAUCCUAAUGAUUAUAGACAUGCAAGAGCAAGAGCUGCACAUGCAAGGAAUACAACAGAGCUUAAUACAUCUAUAUCAACCCAACAAGUUACAUGCGACGCCGCCUUACUCAAGUAUUCUCCGUCGGAACGCGUCAAGAUACGGCCGUCCGUGUACAACCAUUGGCUGAACCCAUCCAUCGACCCACCCUAUGCCCCCCUGCCUGACUUGGAAAUCUCGACGCGCUCCCUAGGGUCUCUCAUUGGCUGAUACUACAGUCACACCCCCCACCCAAACAUUAACCCCAUUACUCUUACCACAAAUAGAUCUAUAAAUUUAUUAAAUUAUAUUACAAGAC
Colletotrichum navitas is the source of this 666-nucleotide messenger RNA. RefSeq lists its product as uncharacterized. Lineage: Eukaryota; Fungi; Ascomycota; Sordariomycetes; Glomerellales; Glomerellaceae. The transcript is spliced from 2 exons. The record is from RefSeq and is a predicted model, not a curated record. The coding region runs from base 116 to 337 and encodes 73 amino acids.